Messenger RNA from Symbiodinium natans, 1860 nucleotides. NCBI's taxonomy places the organism in Eukaryota, Dinophyceae, Suessiales, Symbiodiniaceae. The record is from the annotation of a GenBank genome assembly.
AUGGCGUCUCAGGCAGAUCGCAAGUAUCGCCGCCGUGAUCCGAGCGUAGACGACCGGAAGCGGAAGCGCGAUGACAAGAAGGAGAAGAAGGAGAAGGACCGCCGCGACGACCGGCGAGAUGACCGCCGGGACGACCGCCGCGACGACCGCCGGGAUGACCGGCGGGACGACCGCCGGGACGACCGGCGAGAUGACCGCCGGGAGGCCGAGCGCAACCGGGAGAAGAACGACGACCGUCGGAGACGCGUCGACCGGUCGCCCGAGCCGCCGACGCCGCCCCCCUCGCCUCCAGCCAAAGUGGCCAAGCCGGCGCUGAACUGGAGGGAGGAGGCUGGCGAGGCGGAAGACCUCCGCGACAACUCGGAUGACGAGGAGGCGGCAGCCAGGAGAUUGGAAGAGAGCCGAAAGCGCCGUGCGGCUCUGAUGGCUCAGGCGAAAGAGGAGAAGAAGGAGGAGAAGAACGAGGAGAAGAAGGACCCGCCCCCCGCGGCGCCGCCUGCAGAGGCAACGCCUGCAGCACCCGAGGCCGAGAAGGCCGAGGGCGAUGGCGCGAAUACCGGCGAGGGGGCUCCUGCGACGGCGGGUCAUGAAGACGACGGUGGUGGCGGAGAUAUGUUCGAUCUCAAUCAGGACGCAAAGGAGCUGAAGGCUGGACGUCAGCGGAUGCAGAGCAUCGCCACCACGGGCGCGUCCACAGAAGAUUGGGACGACGAGGAGGGCUACUACUGCGCGCAGGUGGGCGAGCUCCUGGAAGAGCGCUACCUGGUGCAGGACACGGUCAGCGGCCGCGGCGUCUUCUCUAACGUGGUGAAAGCCAAGGACACCAAGAACGAAGGAGAGCCGCUAGUGGCACUCAAGAUCAUCCGCUCCAACGAUAUGAUGAAGAAGGCCGCUGAGAGGGAAGUUGAGAUCCUCCAGACGCUGAACAAUGCGGAUAAGGCCAACAAGAGGCACAUCAUCAGGCUGAUCGAAACCUUCUACUACCGCAAGCACAUCUUCCUGGUCUUCGAGUGCAUGGCCGAGGACCUGCGCGGCGCGCUGAAGAAGUACACCAAGAACCGGGGAAUAUCCUUGCCGGUCGUCAAGGCGUACACAAAGCAGCUGCUCGUUGGCGUCCGCCAUAUGCACAAGUUCAAUAUCAUCCACGCCGACUUGAAGCCAGACAACAUUCUAAUUAGCCAAGACAACAGCAUCGUCAAGCUCUGUGACUUCGGCACCGCCGUGGAGCAGAAGGACGUGGGCGUCUCGCCAUACCUGAUGAGUCGCUUCUACCGGCCAGCCGAAGUCAUCCUCGGCUGCGAGUAUGGCAUCCCGGUGGAUGUAUGGGCACUGGCCUGCACGCUCUACGAGAUCUUCACCGGGAAGACGCUGUUCCAGGGGAAGACCAACAACGACAUGCUGAAGCGUAUUAUGGAUGUCAAGGGGAAGAUCCCGAAGAACGUCAUCCGGAAGGGUGCCGUCUGGAAGAACCACUUCGACGAGAACCUGGACUUCAAGUUCGUCGACAAAGAUGCCUUGUCGGGCGAGGAGAUCGUCCGGAUCAUCACGGACAACAGCUGCAAGAGAGAGCUGAAGGACUUCCUCCUGGAUCGGCUUGGACCGGAGAAGCAGAAGUCCCAGGAGCGUGAGGACCAGCAGUACGUGAAGAAAACGGUGCAUUUUGCCGACCUCUUGGAAAAGAUGCUGGCUUUGGACCCUGAGAAGCGGCUCAGCGCGGACGACGCGCUGAAGCACCACUUCGUUGAGGAUCCCCGGGAGAAGAAGCAAGCGGCUGCAGGAGCCCAGAAUGCCGGAGGCGGACCUGCCCAAGCCCAGCAAUCGGCCUCUGGGAGGACCUCCUCUGGUCGUCGGGAGAGGUAG